Molecule: messenger RNA, 1352 nt
Organism: Juglans regia (Persian walnut)
Lineage: Eukaryota; Viridiplantae; Streptophyta; Magnoliopsida; Fagales; Juglandaceae
Product: deSI-like protein At4g17486
Exons: 4
Coding region: 280-1023 (247 amino acids)
Biological process (GO): protein deubiquitination
Molecular function (GO): deubiquitinase activity
Source: RefSeq, a predicted model, not a curated record
AUUAUUCUUCUUUCUGUGUUAUUCUCUCUCCUCAUUUGGCUUCAAAAAGUACUAUAUUUUCUUUGCUUCCCCGAGCCUUCGUUUCAUUUGUCAGGUAAACAAAAUACGAUGUGUGGGUUUCGGGCACACACAUUGCUUCAUUUUCAGGAGCCCUCCCCCCUGCUCUGAAAAUGGCCGCCUUAUAUUUUGGUGGUCGCAUUUCCUUCGCUUUCUAAUGGGUGGUCUCGGCAUAGAGGUCGGAACCAGGCGUUGAUGGAUUCCUAGUUUCACCCUUAAAUCAUGAAAUCAGGACCAAAGGAUGGCUGGCAUUCUAUUAUGCCUCCUUGUUUCGGAGGCAAAUCGGCCACACGCUUCUGCAUAUUCCCAAAAGUGAAGUCAACAAGAUAUAGUCCAGGCAAUUCACCUGUCUAUCUGAAUGUGUACGAUUUGACACCUGUAAAUGGCUAUGUCUAUUGGGCAGGCCUGGGUAUCUUUCAUUCUGGAGUGGAAGUUCAGGGGAUUGAAUAUGCAUUUGGAGCUCAUGACUACCCAACAAGCGGUGUCUUUGAGGUUGAACCUCGGCAGUGCCCUGGCUUCAAGUUUAGAAAGUCAAUAUAUAUGGGGACAACAUGCUUAGAUCCUGUCCAGGUUAGAGAGUUCAUGGAGAGCCAGUCAGCAAACUAUAAUGGUGAUACAUAUCACUUGAUUGCUAAGAACUGCAAUCAUUUCUGUGAGGAUAUAUGUUACAAGCUGACUGGUAACCGAAUGCCAAGAUGGGUAAACAGACUUGCAAGAAUAGGUUCACUGUGCAACUGCAUACUCCCUGAGGCCCUUAAAUCUACCACUGUAUGCCAUGACCCUGACUUCCAAGAAGAUGACAAUGAAAAGAAGAAACUGAGGAGCGUCUUCAGCUGCCUGUCAUCAAUAUCCAUGCAUCAGAAGGAAGUAUCAGUGUCAUCCUUGUUUCUGCAUUCUCACUACAAGGGCUGUUUACCACCAUGGGAGUUGAAGAGGUCUAGAACUGGUUCAUUGAAGGAACAGUGAGAAAUUAUUUCUUUAUUACUUUCCGCAGUUGAAGGGAGACUGGACGUCCAUCUUGCAAUAUUGAGCUAUUGGAGGUAUGGGGUAUUCCUGCUCAUUUGCAUCCGUAAGGCCUUGGGGUAAAAUCUGUGAGUUUGUUGUUGUGGAUGUAGAAAUUGAAGGCUUCUGGUCUUCUGUCUUUGCCAACUUGUGUGGAGUUUGCUUGUUGUAUUUGAUGUUUUUUUCUUUUAAGUUAAAUCCUGCUGAUAUUAGGCUAUUAGCUUCAUUGAUAUGCAGCCACAAUUUUAUUACACACCAAGAAUCCAAAUUGAUUUCUGAAUUGUUUUAUACCA